Messenger RNA from Strongylocentrotus purpuratus (purple sea urchin), 2979 nucleotides. RefSeq names its product solute carrier organic anion transporter family member 3A1. Lineage: Eukaryota; Metazoa; Echinodermata; Echinoidea; Camarodonta; Strongylocentrotidae. Gene Ontology annotation, biological process: transmembrane transport; sodium-independent organic anion transport. Bases 184 to 1710 code for a protein of 508 amino acids. Gene Ontology annotation, molecular function: protein binding. The transcript has 10 exons. Gene Ontology annotation, cellular component: membrane. The record is from RefSeq and is a predicted model, not a curated record.
CUACGGAGGGAAACCAACCAGUAACAGACCUCUGUGGAUUGGCCUUGGAAGCUUACUGAUGGGGAUAGGUGUGUUGGUUGCGCUCUUGCCACAGUUCAUAUUCGGAGCUUACGUCCCCUCAUCGAAGGAUCCAAUGGCAAUGGUAACUCAAGCAGUGCUACGUGCUCUGCUGUAGGUGGAAAUAUGACGGACCAGUGCAGCGACAACGAUCAGGGAACCGAUGAGGGCAGCAACAACGCUGCUUUCAUCUUCAUCAUCUGCGGUCAGAUCAUCGUUGGACUAGGAUGGACACCGGUGAUGGCGCUAGGCAUGUCAUACAUAGAUGAUAAUGUGAAGACCACCACGUCCGCUAUGCACAUCGGGUACGUUCAGAGCAUGUUUGGUUUCGGCCGGAUCGCCGGAUUUCUCAUUGGUGGAGUUACGGUUCGCAAAUGGGUUGAUUUCUACCGUGACGAUCCGGAUAAUUAUGGAGUUGGACAAGAAGAUCCCCAGUGGGUUGGCGCUUGGUGGUUGGGUUUGAUCAUAGCCUGUGUGUCUUACAUUUUGUCUGGCCUUCCCAUGACCGGUUUCCCCCGAAGUUUGCCGAAGAAUUACGAAGAGGCACACGAUGACUUCAUGGGUCAUUCCAGACGAGAAAGGUUAAACGAAAGCGGAAGUGUUGAGGAGACUGUGAAACCAAAAUCAAAGAAAAAGGCAGCUUUCAAAAGUAUCAAGGACAUGCCCGGUAAAUUUUGGGAAACGUGUAAAAACCCUCUGUACUUGAUUAUCAACAUGGCCUUCGUCACGGAGUUCGCCGCUCAGAUCGGUCUCAAUAUCUUCUUCCCUAAAUACCUAGAAACAGAGUUUGGGCUGACGUCAUCAUAUGCAAAUCUUAUCACAGGCGCAACACUCGUACCAGCCGCUGCUCUUGGUUCCAUCGUUGGUGGCGUCAUUGUUAAGAAGUUCAAGACGAAAGCUGAAGGGUCGUGCAAGGUAGCCUUGGUUCUCAGUGUGGUCGCUAUGGUUCUCCUGCUUAUAACAUUCGGGGUUGGUUGCCGAACCAUUCCAACGGCUGGUGUGACGACUAUGUAUCCAGAUCAAACCUCUGGCACGAGCUUGAGUCGAAGUAGUACCUGCAACGUUCAAUGUGGAUGCAAUGAUGAUAUCUAUUCCCCUGUGUGUGGUGGUGAUGGUAUCACCUACGUCUCGGCCUGCCAUGCUGGAUGUAUGCAAGAGCAUGAUAACGGGACUUUUGGUGACUGUUCGUGUAUUACCAAUGAUGGCGUUGUUGACUCGGCUGUUGAUGGUAGUUGUGGGAAUAACUGCAAGACUCUUAUUCCAUUCCUCAUCAUCUCCUUCCUGGUAGUCCUCAUAUCUGGUGCAGAAGAAAUCCCGCAGACUCUCAUCGCAAUGAGAUGCGUGAAUCCUGACUCUAAAGCAAUAGCGCUCGGUGUACGGGCUAUCAUGAUGAGAUUACUCGGUGCCAUUCCAGCUCCGCUGAUCUACGGGGCUGCGAUCGACACUGCUUGUAGGCUUUGGCAGACUGAGUGCGGCAAGCAAGGAUCUUGUUAUAUCUACGAUCUUGCGGCUUUCCGUUAUGCCUACCUUGGUGUCAACUUCAUCUUCAAAGUUCUCACAGUCUUCUUCUACCUCGUGGCAUUGUGGCUCAUCAGACGACAGCGCAUGCGCAAUCAAAAGGAGGGCAAAUUGGCCAUUGAAGAGGAAGAGUGAGGGGGGAGGGGGAUAGCAUGAGUGAUGCAGAUAGUGUGCUGCCUAAUAAAGAAAUGUGUGCGCAAUUGUUAGUAUUUCUACUAUACUGCCAGAUUUUUAAGAGAGCGACUUUUCUAUCAUAUUACCGUUUCUGGGGUGACUUUUGCAUUUUCUAUUUUAAUUUGAUCUUAUUUUUGUACGAAAUUUUUUAUAAAACGCUUUUCUUAUUAUAUUAAAAUGUUGCAUAAAUCUUUUUCCAGCUUUAAUACUCGAUGUUUUUCAAUAUACUCUUUAUACAAAAGGUAAUAAGAAGGAAUACAUUUAAUAAAUAUAUAUAUAUACUGAACAGUUAUUAAAGCAAUUGUAAAAUGAGUGAUUACUCGAAGAUAAAGAUGCAUGCAAUACUUGUAAUUAUUACACUUCAUUCAUGUCACGUGGUGCAUAAUACCGAACAAAUUCGUAUUGCAAGAGAAAGUAAGACUUAAAUGCAAAACAUAUAAAUGCGAUUAACUGUUAAUGAUCACGUUGAAGAAAAAGCUAAUAAGGAAGUAGAAUUCUUUUAUAUUACAUCGUAUAUUAUAGUGCAAAUAUAAUGGUACACGCGGAAUAAACUAAUCAAAGUUACAUGUUUGUGUAAGUUUAUAAAUUAUAUCAUAAAGAGAACUGUUAAGUAUAUACAUUAACGUGGUGCAAUGGUAUUAAAAAAAAACUAUAUGAUAUAUAUUUUAGCUAUCAUAGGUUAAACAGUGACCGAAUGGUCAAUCGAUACUGUUCAAAAGUAUAAAAUGUAUUUUUAAAAGUGUUAAAAUGUUUUGCCUUCAUGAUAUGCACUCAUGCUUGACUUUUGCUAAAAAAAACAAAGUAACUAUUAUAAUUGUUUAUACGGGAAUGUAUGCGUAACUAAUCGUCGUUUGUAAAGGCUUCAGACUGAGAGUAAUUUCAACUAGUAAAGUAAUUUCGGCUUGCAACCAGAGUAAAUACAGAUCGAACACGAGAUCUUUUUACCGAUCAGAAUCAUUAUUGUCUUGCUUUGUAAUAUGAUCAUACACCACACGGGCCAUAUGAAGGCGGCCCCUGGACCCCAGCAAGAAAGGUUCGCGCCAACGCGCGCGCACGUUGGCUUCGCCCUUGCCCCUAACUUCGAAGAUCUGCCGCUGUAGAAUGAUUCUAUUUAAAUGACUACAAAAACGGCAUUACUAUUAACUUUAUGAUGUACACAAAACAAAUGGUGUCGGCUGCGUAAUUAUCUGUGAAUUCAAAUAAAAUGGUUUAUAAACAACGACAAAUUAA